Molecule: messenger RNA, 1533 nt
Organism: Arachis ipaensis
Lineage: Eukaryota; Viridiplantae; Streptophyta; Magnoliopsida; Fabales; Fabaceae
Source: RefSeq, a predicted model, not a curated record
AUGGUCAUCGAACAAUUCAACCUCAUUCGUCUUUGGGUCGUAAUCUUCAUCCUCCGAAUAUAUAUCGGCAACUUUAUAGCAUAUGUGGUGCUGGAGCUUGAGGGUUAUCACUGUGAUUUGACAGAACCAGUGUUUCAUUGCGCGUUCUCUUCUUCUCUCAUAACCCAAAUAGAUCCAAUGAAGAACAAAGUGACAGUUGUUGGAAGUGGCAAUUGGGGCAGUGUUGCGGCAAAGCUCAUUGCUUCUAACACCGUUCGACUCAGCUCCUUCGAUGAUGAGGUAAGAAUGUGGGUGUUCGAAGAGAAAUUGCCAAGUGGGGAGAAGCUUACGGAUGUAAUCAAUAGAACCAAUGAAAAUGUCAAAUAUCUCCCUGGAAUCAAGCUUGGAAAAAAUGUAGUUGCAGACCCUGACGUUGAAAGUGCAGUAAAGGGUGCGAAUAUGUUGGUAUUCAUAGCCUUGGAGAAAUUUAGUGAAGCAACGGUUGGAUACAGCAAAAAUAAAGAAGCUGCUGAGAAAUGGGUUCAGUUGUUUGGAACUCCCUAUUUCAUUGUGUCAGCCGUCCAAGAUGUGGAAGGUGUCGAAAUGUGUGGAACUCUGAAAAAUAUUGUGGCCAUAGCCGCAGGUUUUGUUGAUGGCAUGGAGAUGGGAAACAACACUAAAGCUGCAAUCAUGCGAAUUGGUCUGAAAGAGAUGAUAAAGUUUUCAAAGAUGUUGUUUCCAUCGGUUAAGGAUAGCACAUUUUUUGAAAGUUGUGGUGUAGCUGACCUUAUAACCACAUGCUUGGGUGGAAGAAACAGGAAAGUUGCUGAUGCUUAUGCAAAAAAUCAAGGGAAGCGGUCUUUUGACCAGCUUGAGGCAGAGUUGCUUAAUGGCCAGAAAUUGCAGGGUGUAUUAACUGCAAAAGAGGUUUAUGAGGUUCUAAGUGAUCGAGGAUGGGUAGAGCAGUUUCCACUCUUCUCAACAGUUCAUGCAAUCAGCAUCGGUCGCCUUCCACCUUCCGCCAUAGUCGAACUUGGCGAUUCCAAGUCGGCAAAUAAACAGUGCAAGUAAUUAAUGCAAUAGAAUUACAUACAAUAAACAGAUUUAAAAGCCCAUCAAAAUGAUAUUAUCCAAGAUUCAACCUUGGACUCCACUGAAGAUGAUGAAGCCGAUAAUGUGAUGAAGAUGUCAUCAACGGGAGCGAUUAGAGUUCCAAAACCUUCAUCUAUUUAUACAGCUUAUUUAUAUUUUAGGUUCAUAUUUUGUAUGAUUUUCCUUUUUUUCCUUGUUUUCUUUUUGUCAUCAUCUUUGUGUAUAUAUAAGCCUAUAUGCAAUGAAUGAAAGGAUCAAGUUAUUUCAAAAUCUUAAUUAGACAAAAAUGAUGAAGCUUUAUUUCAAAUAUGGACAAGAAAUGCGAAACAAAAGGGGGUAUUACCAUCUGAACAAAAAGUGACUCCCACUGUAAAACCAGAAACUUUCUUGAGUAGCAAUAUUUACCAAUCUCUGUCAAUAAGUCCGUACACAACAAGAAUAACAAUUUUGCUUCUUUUUUUU